Molecule: messenger RNA, 1227 nt
Organism: Closterium sp. Yama58-4
Lineage: Eukaryota; Viridiplantae; Streptophyta; Zygnematophyceae; Desmidiales; Closteriaceae
Source: the annotation of a GenBank genome assembly
AUGGUCCUCGCCCUCCUCCGCUCCCUGGCGGGCAUCAUGUACCCCAUGGGUACUACGUUGGUUGCUCUCCUCUGGUUCAUGGGCAUCUCGUUUCUGCAACUCACAGCUUGGAUCCGCCACCAAGCUGUGACUGCAUGGACUCGCCUGGAGAAGCUAGGAAGCGUGGUCAGCUGCUGGGUGCAACUUGCGCUCGUUCAUCUGCUCAACAGAACCAUGUGUGCGUUUCGAGGAGUAAGUGAGGCUGUUGCGGUUGCUGUGGGGCUCAGAGCAGGGAGAGAGAUGUUAGAGGCAAUGGACGUAAGGAUGAAGGCACUUAGCACACAGCUGGAAGCGACAAGGAGAGAUUUGGAGGAGGUUCAAAGGAAAGGGGCAUCGGAUCUGGUAGACUUGAGGAGGGAGGCUGAGAUGAAGGGAGAGGAAGGGAUGGGAGAGCUGAGGAGAAAGAUUGAGGAGAAGGAGAGGGAGUUAGCAAUGGUGAAGGGGGAGUUGGUGGAACGGAUGUCAAUUGGUGAACAUACCUUGGGCGAGAGAGUGGAGGCUGUCAGGGAAAAUAUGAAGGAUUCUGAGCAGAAACGAGCAGUGGAGAUGAAGGAGAUCAGAGGGACGGUUCAGGAAUGGGAGAAGAAGCUGGCAGCAGUGAAGGGGGAGCUGGACAAUUGGACGACUAUAUUGCAGCAUGUGUCCCCAAUUCAUCAGAGAAUCAACUCAGCAUUAAAGGGGACAACUGUGGAUUUGAAGAAUCUCACCAACGUGACAGAUGCCAUCCUCGGCUAUGUGUCCACAAUGACUCACCUGAAAGUUGUUGAAUUGGACAAGAGUUCUGGCUUCACUACAGAGGGCGUGAAGCAACUCUACAAGCUGCCAAAGCUGGAAAAGCUAAAUCUGCUUCACAUUGGAAUCCCCGACAAUGCCUUAGAAGGCAUAGGGUCAGCGAGCAGUCUUACGAAUCUCGAUAUCACCAAUACGAAAGUGACUGAUGCUGGACUGCUGCAGUUGGUAGACGUCGUCUCUCUCAAAUUGUUGAUUCUCGACUGCAAGGGUGUGACAAAUGCUGGCAUGGAGCAUGUUGGGAAGCUCACUAACCUUGAGACCCUUUCUCUAGAGGGCACUGCAGUCACUGAUGCUGGGCUGAAGCCAUUGACUGCCUUGACCAAGCUGUCAGCUCUCUGGCUGCCGAAUGGGGAAAAGCUUUGCAACGAUGAUGUGCGCAAGCGGUUAGGCAUGUAG